GAGGAGGAGUCAAGCGGCUGCCAGGAGGAGGAGGAGGAGGGCGGAAGAGCAGUGCCCCCCCGGCACCUGUUUCUUAGCAAUGACCUCCAAGGCUAAGAAGCGGGUGGUUCUGCCAACACGGCCCGAACCCCCCAACACUGAACAGAUCCUGGAGGAUGUCCAGCGAGCCCAGCCCAACGACCCCGUCUUCGUCCUCCUGGCAGAACCCAGUGAAGACUUGCCCACUCCGGCCAAGAACGAAGACCCGGAGGCCAAGAGGGAGCGCCUCUAUCGGCUGACCCAGUCCUACGUGGAGAUGAACCAUCGCUUGCAGAAGGCCUGCAGCCUGCUCAAGGAGAAAUGCGAGGAGCUGAAACUCGCCGGCGCGACUCUGGAGCAGGGCAUUCUUGAGAUGAAGCAGAGGGCCUUGUGAGACCCUGAAGCCAUCCGGGCGGGAGAUAAGGCGCAAGGCCAGCGUUC
This is a messenger RNA of Euleptes europaea (tarantolino), 459 nucleotides long. RefSeq names its product chromosome 2 C19orf25 homolog (gene C2H19orf25). The record is from RefSeq and is a predicted model, not a curated record. Lineage: Eukaryota; Metazoa; Chordata; Lepidosauria; Squamata; Sphaerodactylidae. Bases 80 to 412 code for a protein of 110 amino acids. The transcript has 3 exons.